This is a messenger RNA of Girardinichthys multiradiatus, 3868 nucleotides long. Its product is annotated as CD9 antigen-like. The record is from RefSeq and is a predicted model, not a curated record. Lineage: Eukaryota; Metazoa; Chordata; Actinopteri; Cyprinodontiformes; Goodeidae. Gene Ontology annotation, cellular component: membrane. The transcript has 8 exons. Bases 72 to 809 code for a protein of 245 amino acids.
GCGGUCUGGAAAGAUUAAGCGGAUCCUGCGGUGUUUUGUGCAGUAGGCUGUGUGAGCGUUUGCGUGCAUGUAUGAGAGAGGGCGCUUUUAAGUGCUUUCAGUUGGACUGUUUAUUUGUCACAGUUUGUUCAAUAGUGGGAGAAUUUUGCACGGAUAAAUACCAACAUCCAGCCGACAUGGGGAAGGUAGAAGGAGGAAUGAAAUGUGUGAAGUACCUUUUGUUCGUCUUCAACUUUAUAUUCUGGUUAAUGGGCUCAUUUGUUUUGGCCGUGGGACUAUGGCUACGUUUUGACCCAGAGACUGUUUCUCUUCUCAAUGGCAGUAAGGCUCCAGAUACCUUUUUUCUUGGUGUCUACAUACUAAUUGGUGCUGGCAGUCUGAUAAUGCUGGUUGGGUUCUUUGGCUGUUGUGGAGCUGUUAGAGAAUCUCAGUGCCUGCUGGGUUCAUUUUUUGCUUGUCUGCUGAUCAUUUUUGGGGCCGAGGUGGCAGCUGGAGUUUUUGGAUUCUUAAAUAAAGAUAAGAUAAUUCAAGAUGUACAGAACUUCUACACAAAAACGUACAAGGAAAACAGCAACAGCACAAUGAUCCUGUCCUACCAGAAAGUGCUGAACUGUUGUGGAACCAAGUCAAUUCCGUGUGAUGCUGGAAGUGAAACCAAGGAUUGUGAGACAGGAAUCAAAGAAUUUUUUGACAGCAAACUCUUCAUCAUCGGUUAUGUGGGCAUUGGCAUUGCUGGAGUCAUGAUCAUUGGGAUGAUUUUCAGCAUGGUGCUCUGCUGUGCCAUUCGCAACAGCAGGGAGGUCAUCUAAGUUCCAUCUUUGAACAAUCUACACUCUCCAUCCUCUUAAGCACUUCGGAUAAGAUGUCAGCUUCUGUCAAUCAUCCAUACAUCAAGACAUAGAAUAGGUUUCUCAAAUUCCUUUCCACCUUGGUGUUCUGCUCUCGUCUUUUUUUUUUUUAUUCCUAGUCACGACCCAGUAGAAUAACAGCUUUUGUAACCCUCUGUUAGGACAUUUUUUGUUGACCUGACAAUCUUCUAAAUAGUUUUCCUUUCAACCAUUUGGACACUGCUAGAAAGAUUAACCCACAUACUGUCACAGCAGUGUCAGUUCUUUUUUACACACCCUUGACACUGACCCCUUGGCUGUGGGAAACUGAAGCCUUAGAGAGCAAUCUGAGGUUAAAACAGCUGAGUUUGCUUAUGUGUGACACAGAAGCACACACGUACUAACAUGCCAUGGUCAUGCUAUGUGAGAUCACAGCCUUGAAAAAAAAAUCUGACCCUAAGUCUUGACUAGUGGUGGGUCAAAAAGGGGGAGAGCAUACUUUACACACACUCUGUGAACCCCUUCAAUCACAGAGGGUUCUUUUUUCAGCAAACCUACUCUUAAUAUUAAGAAAUAGUUUUAGAUUGUGUGAAUUUCAUCCAUUUGGUUUAUCAAAGAGCCUUUUUUGAAACUAUUGAGGCUGAAACAAACCAUGUCUUCUGAAUUUGAAGCUCGUUAAAGGAUGUAAACAAAGACAACUACAAUGGUGCUAAGUUUUUGUUUUUUUUUUGAGAGAUUUUACUGUCUCUGGACAAAUUCAAACGGAAAAUUGCUAAUGUAGUGAACUCUUUGAUAAAUUAACUAAGUAAACCACUUACUAUAACAUUGAUGUUCAUCAUGUAGGCAUGUUGUCCUUGUGUCCAAGAGUGUUUUCAUACCUGUGGUGUUUAGUCCAUUUAGCACAAACUCUGGUUCGUUUUCCCCUUGGUUCAGUUUUUUUGUGUAGAUGUGAACACAGCAAUUGCACUAGGGUGCAGACCAAAACCACCGUAUUGAGACCGUUUGGAGGAGGUGGUCUUGGUUCGGUUCCAAAUAAACUCUAGAGCGAUUCAUUUAUGGUGUGAACGUAAUCUGACCUUUAUCCGACACAGCUACCAGGUGAACGCUGCAAGCUUGAGUCAUACGCUUUCCUGUUCUCAGAUUUGCUUUGCAAUGUGGGUUGUACUACAGUAAACAAACAAUGAAAACAAAGACUGUGUCUUGCACAGUCUAUGCAACUCUCAAGAUCUCUUCUCAAAAUCAUUUAGUAUUUGUCUCAGAUUAUUUUGCAUGAAAUAGUACCCAGAAACAAAAGAACCUUCUUGCGUGGUUUGUAGUGAUUGUUUUCGGUUCGCUUUGAGUUUUUUUGCUGUAAAAAAGAAACCAAAACAUCAGAAAAAGUUACAAGUCAACAAAAUCAUCAACUGAUUUGGACAAAGUAAAUAAAUUAUAGGUUUAAACAUUUUUUAAGACUCCCUUCAAUCCGGACAAAGAGAGUGGAGUGGCAUUAAAAAUCAACCAGAACAUGGAUGGUCAUUACGGUGGUGGUAUCAUAUCAAGGUUCUAGAUCCUGUGUGUAAAUCUGAAACUUAUAGUUGAGGUGCAGAAAAGUCUUAAAUGCAUAGGGAAAUUCCAUAGACUGCGAAGAAACACGUGAUGCCAGUGUUUGGACAGCCAGGAAGUGCAGUUUUGUCAUGACCCAGCCACAGUUUUCCAUUGUAAAUGUGUCCUAACACUCAGAAAGACAGCAAAAAUAGUUUCCUUGUGUCAAAAAAUGCAUGUAAAAAUACACAUACAGAACAUUUAAACAUCCUUCCUGAAUACACAAUAGAAAUAAAAUUAGUAUUUCUGAAUGAUAUCAAGAACAUCAACGUUCAUUUACUGAGCCAAAAUUGAUAGAGAUGCUUCUUUUAGUCAGAAAAGGUACUUUUGUAAAUUAAAAAUGUUUUACCCAGUGGUGGAAAAUGUGUGUCCCAGCUGGUUAACUGAGAACUUUAGUUGAUAGUUUGAAACGUAGACAAUUUAUCUCAAUUUCAUCUCUUUUGUGCCUUAACUUCAUCCAAACAAAUACCAACAAAAAAACAUGUAAAAAGUCCAUGUAGCCAUCCUAAAUCAUUAAACCCCGUACUGAAGGAUUGAAUCAGCAUGAGAAAUGUGGAAUUGUUUACAUUUAUCUGGGUUGAAUUAAGCCGCUGUAAUGUCCGUUACAGGUUUUUCUAGUGUCAGGAUUCCAGUGUGUAAAUAUGUUUGGUUUUUUCAGUUGUAAAUUAUUUGUGGCAGAUGUGGUAGUUACUAUUUAACAUGUUGUAUGUCGACACGUGUUUGGUGUAGUUGUACAGAGUAAUGUAAGUUUAAACAAUUCGGAAGAAGAAUUAACUGAUACAAAACUUGUUAAUGUGCCUUUCUUUGAUCACAAGCAUCAUGUAUUUAAAGAUCUGCAGGCCGUCUGAACGUAGCAAAUAAAUGUAGCGAAGUGUGCAUAUGUUAGUAGAGUUGGACUAGUAGUUGUUGCUCACAUCUAAUAAGUGGCCCAAGGUUUGCACUCCACAGGUUCCCUCAUUUGAAUUAUUAAAGGUUUUAAAAUUAAGACCUUCCCUUACGACCGUGUCAAAAGCUUUUAGAUACCCAAAAAAUAACUCUUCUGAACCAGAAUAAUUCACUUAAAGUUGAUUAAAGUAAAAUUUAUCUGGUGGUGUUGUAAAAAGCACUUAUCUACUGGUAUUUUGGCCUUUUUUAUUACAAUGAAGAAUUACUCAAAUAUAAGAAAAACUAAAAAGCCAACUUCAGGAUGCUAGUUGGCAGUUUCUACUCUCACGAUUCAGGCGACACACAAGAGAGCCACUAAAGUGCCAUUUGGUUCAGCAGAGUUUCAGUGUUUACUGCUAUUCACUCCAAAAGCUGUUGUCCUCGGUAAAUUUAGAACAAUGACACAAUGUGUACCUUUUAAAAAUAAAACUAUGCACAAGCUCGUAGAUGAUUGUCUGGUUAUUCAUUUUAGUUCGGUGUCAGGCUUCUCAGGAAUGUAGUUGUCUGAGGUUUAAUAAAGGUUUUACACAAUCUUC